Racocetra persica is the source of this 666-nucleotide messenger RNA. The record is from the annotation of a GenBank genome assembly. NCBI's taxonomy places the organism in Eukaryota, Fungi, Glomeromycota, Glomeromycetes, Diversisporales, Gigasporaceae.
AAUUCAAAGAGCUAAUUAAAUCUAAUAAACUCUUUUAUGAAAAAUAUGACGGAACCGCAAAGAGACCAAAUAAAUUAAUAUUUCAUUGGGCUCCUAAUGUAGAAGAAUUACUUGGAAAGCUGUUGCAUAUAUCUUCAAAAUGGUAUGUACCAUUCAAUGAAUAUUUAUACAAGAGACACAAGAAACAAAUAUACAAAUGGUCAAUGCAUAAUGACGUUAGUGCCAAAGAACAUCAGUUAAAAUCUCAACUUCUCAAAAAUUUAUCAACAUAUCUUCCAGGAUUCAAAUAUCUUUAUACUUUUGAAUGGAAUUAUGUUCUUAACAAACCACAUUAUGGUCAAGGUGAUUUUAUAUUUGCUUCAGAUUUUGGUAUAUUUUGUGUAGUAGAAGUUAAACAUUUGAGAACAAUUACGGGAUCUUCAGCUCGAAAAGCCAGGAAUAUGGCCAGAAAGAUUGUUGGAUUACAGGCAUUAAAAUAUAAAAUGUUGGCUUUAAAAAAAUAUGAAAACCAACAAUUAACAGUUGUUAGUGCUAUUUUUAUUAAUGGAUUGAGUUGGCAUAAGAAUAAGGAUGAUGUUUAUCUUAUAUUUGUUAAUGAGAUUGAUAAAAAAAUUGCACAGGUUAUUGGAAGAAAAUAUAAAAAAGAAUUAAAAAAAUUAAAAACAG